CUCCGUUCCUCGGCAGACGCGCGCGGGGUGACUUCCAGCGGAUCCGGGGAGGGUUCACGGCGAGCCGGGAUACGGAGCGGCGGCGGCAAAGCGAUGACCACGCUCCGGGCUUUCACCUGCGACGACCUGUUCCGCUUCAACAACAUUAACUUGGAUCCACUUACAGAAACUUAUGGGAUUCCCUUUUAUCUGCAGUACCUUGCCCAUUGGCCCGAGUACUUCAUCGUGGCAGAGGCACCAGGCGGGGAGCUGAUGGGCUACAUUAUGGGGAAGGCAGAAGGCUCCGUGGCUAGGGAGGAGUGGCAUGGGCACGUCACCGCUCUGUCUGUCGCCCCCGAAUUCCGACGCCUUGGUUUGGCUGCUAAACUCAUGGAACUACUAGAGGAGAUUUCGGAAAGAAAGGGUGGAUUUUUUGUGGAUCUCUUUGUGAGAGUAUCCAACCAGGUUGCAGUCAACAUGUACAAGCAGCUGGGCUACAGUGUGUACAGGACGGUCAUUGAGUACUACUCUGCCAGCAACGGGGAGCCCGACGAGGACGCUUAUGAUAUGAGGAAAGCACUUUCCAGGGACACAGAGAAGAAAUCCAUCAUUCCAUUACCGCACCCCGUGAGACCUGAAGAUAUUGAAUAACCCUGGGCAGUGGUUCUCAGGCAGACACUCCAGAUGUGUCAUGGACAAUAGUGUUUUCAUUGGAUAGUCUUGGAGCUCUAUUAGGAGAGAAGUAAUCAUGUAGGUCUUAAAGACUUCAAGAAAAUACAGGUUACCCACAUACUUAAGUCUCAUUGUUCCCAGUUAGCAAUAUCAUACCUGUUAAAGCUAUGCACAGUCAUGAGAUUCAUUUGAAAGAUGGCCGAGCCAGAAAGAAACAUGCCGCUGUCAUGGUUCAUAGCAUUCAUUGCGUGCUAGGGAAAAAACUUGCUCCAGUAUCCUCCUCAGUUCUGUGCCAGAGAACCACUGCUGCUUUAAGCAUAUAUAAAGCUUUAAAAGCAUAUAUGAAAUGUACAAAUCUAAGAUGUAUAAUAAAAUACAUUGUUGGCUGAA
Molecule: messenger RNA, 1041 nt
Organism: Carlito syrichta (Philippine tarsier)
Lineage: Eukaryota; Metazoa; Chordata; Mammalia; Primates; Tarsiidae
Gene: NAA20
Product: N(alpha)-acetyltransferase 20, NatB catalytic subunit
Exons: 6
Coding region: 94-630 (178 amino acids)
Biological process (GO): N-terminal peptidyl-methionine acetylation
Cellular component (GO): NatB complex
Molecular function (GO): protein-N-terminal amino-acid acetyltransferase activity
Source: RefSeq, a predicted model, not a curated record